GCCGAUCCCAUUUUAUACAACUCAAUAUUAGCCCUGAGAUAAUAUUAACUUUGUGAUCAAAUAUUGACUUGAGGCGCCUCCAAAUCCUCCCCCAUCUCCACGCAGCGCACUAUCCUAACAAAGUUGCUUGACAUGUAGGGGGGGGGAAACUUUUCACUCGGAUUAUAAUUCAUAAGUCUAUACGUAUCUUUUAAAUCAGUUGAUUUUUUGUCAUGUUUUCCACUCAACAAACAUUUGACUUGUUUGAUUUUGGGUGAUUGAUUUAAAUAUUUGUGUUGCAGGCGCGUUUUGUGUGCGAGCACAGUCCUAUAUUAGGUGUCAACAUUUUCAGCGACAUUGUACAUUUUUAGUGGAUUAUCUGACAUCAUUCACUUGCCAUAGCCUAACAGUGGCAUUACACACCUUCUUCAAUAUAUACAGCUGUAUUUUUUCCUAAUUUGGAGGCUAUAUUUCUCGCGUGGAGCAAAACCUUCCACUGUUAGACUACCGUUUCUGUCAUUUAUUUAUUUCAAGGAGUCAUGCACCAAACGAUGUGCUAUACCUCCGUUGGCAACAUGAACACGGGCCUGGGAAUGAACUCUAUGAAUACCUACAUGAGCAUGUCCGGCAUGAGCAGCACUGCCAACAUGACGGCCAACUCCAUGAACAUGUCAUACGUCAACACGGGCAUGAGCCCCUCCAUGACCGGCAUGUCACCGGGAACCGGAGCCAUGAACGGCAUGGGCGCAAGCAUGACGGCCAUGAGCGCAGCCCUGAGCCCCAGUAUGAGUCCUAUGACCGCGCAGCCCGCGUCUAUGAACGCCCUGACAUCCUACACCAACAUGAACGCCAUGAGCCCCAUAUACGGACAGUCUAACAUCAACAGGUCCAGAGACCCAAAGACCUACCGCAGGAGCUACACUCACGCCAAACCCCCGUAUUCCUACAUUUCCCUCAUCACCAUGGCCAUCCAGCAGUCUCCCAGUAAGAUGCUGACACUGGCCGAGAUUUACCAGUGGAUAAUGGACCUCUUCCCUUUUUACCGACAAAACCAGCAGCGCUGGCAGAACUCCAUUCGCCAUUCUUUGUCGUUCAAUGACUGUUUCCUCAAAGUGCCGAGGUCGCCGGAUAAACCAGGGAAAGGCUCCUUUUGGACUCUCCAUCCGGACUCCGGGAACAUGUUUGAGAACGGCUGCUACCUGAGGAGGCAGAAGCGCUUCAAGUGCGACAAGAAGACCAUGAAGGAUCCCAGCCGUAAAGGGGGAGACGGCUCUUCCAACAGCAGUUCUGAGAGCUGCAACGGUAACGAGUCGCCGCAUUCCAACUCCUCCACCAGCGACCACAAAAGGUCCCUGUCGGACAUGAAGACGAGUCAGGCCCUGAGCCCGGAGCACGCCGCCUCCCCGGUGUCUCAGGGGCAGCACCUCAUGUCUCAGCAUCACUCGGUUCUUGCGCACGAAGCGCACCUGAAGCCGGAGCACCACUACUCCUUCAACCACCCGUUCUCCAUCAAUAACCUCAUGUCCUCGGAGCAGCAGCAUCACAAAAUGGACCUAAAGACUUACGAGCAGGUGAUGCAUUACUCUGGCUAUGGCUCUCCUAUGGCCGGGGCUCUUUCCAUGGGCCCCAUGGCGGGGAAAGCCGGUCUGGAUUCCUCAUCCAUACCUGACACAACUUACUAUCAAGGCGUCUAUUCCAGGCCAAUCAUGAACUCCUCAUAAACCUCCAUAAGAAAUGGACUUUGUUCCCCUCCAAUUUGUACAUUUGUAAAAACAAAAAAAUAUAGACUUUGUGUACAAUAUGUAUUUCAAAUAUUUUUGACGUUUCCCACUGUUUUAGUUGUCGAGUUUGUUAGUAGCCUAAUUAUUUUAAGAGGAUGUUGAUAAUUAUAAUUAAAAGUAAUGAUAAUGUGACGAGAUCUGUUCAGAAGUCGGCUUCAGGAAUGGACCCCAAAGACAACAACAACAACAACAACAACAACAACUUGCUGUAAAAUAGCCUACAUCUGCGUUACUGGAUUUCGAAAUGAAUUUAAAUGCCUCGCAGGAUUUCUUCAAUCAUUUGUGUAAUUCCUAUUUAUGGCUUGUAUAUGUGUAUUCUUGUAGUGACAAGAGCAGAAUCUAUAUUAAAGUGUUAUUGGUUUUGUUUUC
Messenger RNA from Scomber japonicus (chub mackerel), 2129 nucleotides. It is a transcript of the gene foxa2, whose product is annotated as forkhead box A2. The record is from RefSeq and is a predicted model, not a curated record. NCBI's taxonomy places the organism in Eukaryota, Metazoa, Chordata, Actinopteri, Scombriformes, Scombridae. Gene Ontology annotation, molecular function: transcription factor binding; protein domain specific binding; DNA-binding transcription factor activity, RNA polymerase II-specific. The transcript is spliced from 2 exons. Gene Ontology annotation, biological process: cell differentiation; regulation of transcription by RNA polymerase II; anatomical structure morphogenesis. The coding region runs from base 519 to 1700 and encodes 393 amino acids.